AUGAAAAAAAUUCUGGAUAAAUAUUUGCACAAACUUCGUAACAUUUUCUUUCUUUCUUUCUUUCUUUCUUUCUUUCUUUCUAUUCAGUGGAAAUCAUUUAUUUGCUUUGUUUUGCUUUCUUUCUCUUCCAAAAUCUUAUUUAGAAUUUCUUUCUUUCUUGCGCUUUUUCUUUCUUUCUUUCUUUCUUUCUUUGUAGCCAAAUUUCUUUCAUUUGCUUCUUUGUCAUUUUUCUUUCUUUCUAUCUUUCUGCUCGAUCCAAGUUUCAUUUCUUGGUCUUUCUUUCUUUCUUUCUUUUUUUUCUUUCUUUCUUUCUUUCUUUCUUUGGUUGAAUACCAAUUUCUUUCAUUUUCUUCUUUGUCUUUCCAAAUUCCUUUCAUUUUCUUCUUUCUUUCUUUCUUUCUUUCUUUCUUUCUUUCUUUCUUUCUUUCCAAAUUCUUUUCAUUUUCUUCUUUCUUUCUUUCUUUCUUUCCAAAUUCUUUUCAUUUUCUUCUUUCUUUCUUUCUUAUUAAAAAUUUCUUUCUUUCUUUUUUUCUUUUUUCUUUCUUUCUUUUUUUCUUUUUUCUUUCUUUCUUUCUUUCUUUCUUUCUUUCUAUCCGAAUUCUUUUCAUUUUCUUCUUUCUUUCUUUCUUUCUUUCUUUCUUUCUUUCUUAUAAAGAAAUUUCUUUCUUUCUUUUUUCUUUCUUUUUCUUUCUUUCUUUCUUUCUUUCUUUCUUUCUUUCUUUCUAUCAAAAUUCUUUUCAUUUUCUUCUUUCUUUCUUUCUUUCUCAUAAAGAAAUUUCUUUCUUUCUUUUUUUCUUUCUCUUUUCUUUCUUUCUUUCUUUCUUUCUUUCUUUCUUUCUUUCUUUCUAUCCAAAUUCUUUUCAUUUUCUUCUUUCUUUCAUAAGAAAUUUCUUUCUUUCUUUCUAUAAUUUCUUUCAUUCAUUUUUCUUUCUUUCUUUCUUUCUUUCUUUGUCAUUUCUUUCUUACUUAUAUCUAUCUGAUUUGUAUUCAUUUCUUUCAUACUUUCAUUCACUUUUUAUUUCCCUCUUAUUUAACCAUUUCUUCAUUUUGGAUCGAAACCGAAUUCAUAUGAUUUCCUUCUUCGUCUUUAUUUGUUUUUUGUUUGUUUGUUUUUUUUCUUUCUUUUAUUUCGAACCAAAUUCAUUUCAUUUCCGUCCUUCUCUUAGAUACAUUCAUUUCUUUCAUAUUUUCGUUCAUUUUCGCUUUUCUUGCUCAUUAAGACUCUUCUUUAUUCCUUUCUUUCUUUCUUUCUUUCUUUCUUUCUUUCUUUCUUUCUUUCUUUCUUUUUUUUCUUUCUUUCUUUGUUCGAGCCAGAUCCAUUUUCUUUCUUUCUUUCUUUCUUUCUUUCUUUCUUUCUUUCUUUCAUUUCUUCGAGCCAAAUCCAUUUUCUUUCUUUCUUUCUUUCUUUAUUUUUUUCUUUCUUUCUUUGUUCGAGCCAAAUACAUUUUCUUUCUUUCUUUCUUUCUUUCUUUCUUUCUUCGAGCUAAAUCCAUUUUCUUUCUUUCUUUCUUUCUUUCUUUCCCUCUUCUUUAUUCCUUUCUUUAUUCCUUUCUUUCUUUCUUUCUUUCUUUGUUCGAGCCAAUUCCAUUUUCUUUCUUUCUUUCUUUCUUUCUUUCUUUGUUCGAGCCAAAUCCAUUUUCUUUCUUUCUUUCUUUCUUUCUUUCUUUGUUCGAGCCAAAUCCAUUUUCUUUCUUUCUUUCUUUCUUUAUUUCUUUCUUCGAGCUAAAUCCAUUUUCUUUCUUUCUUUUUCUUUCUUUCUUUCUUUCUUUCUUUCUUUCUUUCUUUCUUUUAUAUAUUCAUUUCUUUCAUAUUUUCGUUCAUUUUCUCUUUUCUUUCUCAUUAAGCCUCUUCUUUAUUCCUUUCUUUAUUCUUUUCUUUCUUUUUUUUUCUUUCUUUGUUCAGGCCAGAUCCAUUUUCUUUUUCUUUCUUUCUUUCUUUCCAAAUCCAUUUUUCUUUCUUUUCUUUCAUUUGUUUUUCUUUCUCAAAUCCAUUUUAUUCCUUUCUUUCUUCUUUCUUUCUUUUUUCUUUCUUCAGGCAAAUCCAUUUUUCUUUCUUUCUUUCUUUCUUUUAUAUAGCUUAAAUUUCUUUCUUUCUUUUCUUUUCUUUCUUUGUUUCAUUUCUCUUUCUUUCUUUUCUUUGUUCGAGCCAAAUCAUUUUUUUUUCUUUCUUUCUUUCUUUUGUUUCUUUCUUCGAGAUAAAUCCAUUUUCUUUCUUUCUUUCUUUCUUUCUUUCUUUUAUAGCAAAGCAUUCAUUGCUUUCAUUUUCAUUCAUUUCUCUUUCCUUCUCAUUAUUCUUCUUUAUUCCUUUCUUUCUUUCUUUGUUCAUUUCCAUUUCUUUUUCUUUCUUUUUUCUUUCUUUCUUUUCUUUUUUUCGUUUAUUCCUUUCUUUCUUUCUUUAUUCCUUUCUUUCUUUCUUUCUUUCUUUCUUUUUUCUUUAUUUCUUUCUUUUCUUUCUUUCUUUGUUUCCAUUUCUUUCUUUCUUUCUUUUCUUUCUUUCUUUCUUUGUUCUUUCUUUUCUUUCUUUUCUUUCUUUUCUUUCUUUUUUUUCUUUUUCUUUCUUUUAAGCCUCUUCCACAUUCCUUUCUUUCUUUCCUUUCUUUCUUUCUUUUUUUUUCUCGAUAUAAGCCAAUUCAUUUUUCCUUUCUUUCUUUCUUUCUUUCUUUCUUUGUUCGAGCCAAAUCCAUUUUCUUUCUUUCUUUCUUUCUUUCUUUCUUUGUUCGAGCCAAAUCCAUUUUCUUUCUUUCUUUCUUUGUUCGAGCCAAAUCCAUUUUCUUUCUUUCUUUCUUUCUUUAUUUCUUUCUUCGAGAUAAAUCCAUUUUUCUUUCUUUCUUUCUUUCUUUCUUUCUUUCUUUUAUAUAGCUUAAAUACAUUCAUUACUUUCAUAUUUUCAUUCAUUUUCUCUUUCCUUUCUCAUUAA
Messenger RNA from Acanthosepion pharaonis, 2916 nucleotides. Lineage: Eukaryota; Metazoa; Mollusca; Cephalopoda; Sepiida; Sepiidae. The record is from the annotation of a GenBank genome assembly.